CAAAAAGAAUGUUAGGGUAUCCCACUAUGACGUCAUUUUUCUAACAUUUUUAUAUGGCCGCGCGAAUGCUAAGGCCAGUCACGUGACCCAUUAGCUUUUUGUGAGCGCUCUAUCCAGGUUUUGUAUAUAAGUGUUGUAUAUAAUAAGUGUGUAUGAUGAAUACAGCCUUGAGCACUUCGCGUGCCAACAGUAGGAAUAGCAAGGAUAAGUCAGCUAAAACUGCAACACAGGCACAUAACACAAUGAAAAUUGAUGGCCCCCCCAAAGUACAACCAACCCAGGAGCAAAUCCGUAUUGCUCAAAUGAUUGAAGACAGAACAGAAAAUGAAGAUCGUGCUAAUCGUAAGAUUGAAAAAAUUGAACAGGUAAUGGAAGCCUCUGGCAAAACCUAUGAUGAGGCUGCUGUGGCUUUACACGAUGCCGAAUUUGAUCCCGAGAAAGCCGUCAUCAUGCUGCUAGAAGGUGAAAACGACCAAGGUGAGUGGAAAGAGUCUGGAAAGAAAAAGAAACGCACCAAUACUGCUGCUGCCUCCACUCCUAAGUCAGAACCUGUCUCCAAUCAUAUUUCUGAAAACAGAUCAGAGAUUCGGGAACGUAGUAAAGAUUGUGAACAUCGCACAGCUGACAGAGCUGAGUUUGGACAUAGGCGUGCACGACGCACUGGACCUGUUGCACCAAGACAUGCACGUUCCAGAGGAAGAGACAGAAGUGACUUCCGAGAAAACAAAGAAAAUGAAGAUGAAAGUAAUGAAGAUGGUGGCAGAGAACGUAACUUUGGAAGAGGUCGAGGAAGAGGAGUAGGUCGGCGUGGACGUGGACCACGAAGUUUUCGAAAUCAGAGGUUUGAUAAAGGUCCACAAAUUGACACUUGGACCAAUGAGACUGCUGAAAAUGCUGAGAAGGAAAAUUCAACUUGGAAUGAUACCUUAUCUCCAGAGGAUUGGAAUGAUGACAGUUGGACCGGAAGUUCCAUGGGUGCAGCCAUUUUACCUCUGGAGCCCUUAAUGUGCAACUCACCAUUUUCGCUGGCUGAAUCCAAAGUUUUCAUUGCUUCGUCUGUGCAGAGUGUCCCACCUACUGAACCCUGUGCUGUAGCCCCGUCAGGUUCACCAGCCAUGAACGAUGCAACUAAUACCAGUCUCUCAAGAAAUAUAUUCAAAAAAAUCAAUGGGAGUGAGGAAGUUGAGAGGCAUCAAAAUCUAUUGGAUCUUGGUGCAUUACUUCAAAAAGCUCAAGACCCUGUAACAGAAGCUCAGUACAUUGCUCAGUACAACCAGCAAGCAACAGAAUCACUUAAAAAUACUAUAGGAAUUGGAACAUCAAGCAAUCAGACGUCUGGUCUACCCUCCUCUAUUGGUAACCAGUCUGUGAAUUCUAUGGUUUCUCUAUCAGGUCAGCAGUCUUCUGGUAGUCAUCUGGCUUCGUUGUCAGCUGCCAAUGCAACUGGUCAUCCAGCAACAUCUCAUUCAGUUUCAGGGAGUACAACUGUCACACAGUCAAACCAACAUACAAUACAACAACAGAGAGUUAAACCUCAACGGACUAAGCUACCACCACCAUCUAAGAUCCCAACUAGUGCUGUGGAGAUGCCCCAUCACUUGAUGCCUCAGUUGGAUGUCCAGUUUGGUAAUCUAGAAUUCCGAGCCGACAGUUCCCCAUUUAGCUUUACUGUUAGUGAUACAGCUGUAACUUGCAGCUUCACCACAGCUGUGACCAACAAUUCAAGUGGCAUUUCAAACCACAUGAGUUCCUCCAGCCAGCAAUCAGCAGACUCUGUGAUGACAUCAUCAAUGUUGUCAUCCAAUCCUUCCAGCAAGUCGAUCGGACAUCUAGAACAAUCAGCAGCUCGUGCUAAUAUGUUUCCCAACAGUUACCAAUCUCCUGCAAAGAAGGAGGUGACUGCAUCAGCAUUAGUUGGCCAGGCAAGUAAAAUUGCCACUCCAGAUCCUAUACCAUUUCCAUCAUCUCCAAAUGAACGGAAGUCUAGUCCACUAAUUGGUCCUGGUCCAAGAACUGGCCAGUCGCCUAGCUCCCUGAGUCAAAGUGCAGUCCCUGUUCAAAAAGCAGAAACAAACAGUCUAAACUCUUUCACGCCCCCUGGUAGUACAUAUCCUACCGCAAGUUACCAGAGCCACAAGCCAGCCAGUGUAACUUCUUCAUUAUCUUCCACUACUGUGUUUAGCCACCCCUCUAACAGUCUGUCUCAAUCAAAUUCAGCUCAUUAUCCAGCCCAGUAUCAAACACAGUACCCAAAUACUCCCCAAUACAACCAUCAGGGCUACCAAACUAGUUCUUCAUUCCAAUCACAAUCUAGUUACUCAUCAAACCAACCCAAUCAGAACUCUCUGUACCAAAGUUCUGCACAGACUAGUUCCUACCAGCCCCAAGGCAGUAACAGCAAUUCAACGACUGCAUACCACCCACGAGAAGCCCAAUCAACACCUGCUAAUUCGUAUCAGACAGUUGUCAGCCAGUCAUCAUAUCAGCGAAGUAACCAGGCUAAUCUGGCUGCCACAUCUCAACCUCCACCUGUUAUAUAUAGCAACCCUACAUAUGGAUCAGCUCACCCCAGUUCUCUCCAAACAUCACCGCUCACAGAUGCUAAACUUUCAGAAUCUCUUUCCAAAAUGACAGUUAAGGAUACCUCUCUAGAAAAUUCUCAGUCUUCAGCUCAGUAUGACCAUUCUGUAUCUGCAACGACAACUACAGUAAGUCUGACGACGACGACCAGCACAACCCCUUCGUUGACCAGCUCCACCACAUCAGGUUCUGUGAUGGCAGCAACUACAACAACGCCAUCUACAAAGGCUACUCCACAGCUACCAAACACUGGAAAAGCCCCACCUAACUUACCUCCUGGUGUUCCCCUUCUUAGCCAUCAAUACAUAAUGGGACAAGGUACAAUACCACCUUACUUUUCUCUUUCACAGAGCCUUCAGCAACCCCUGUAUACUACUAGCUAUGAUGAACUGCAAAUGAUUCAACAAAGAAUGCCAAUGGCUAGUAACUACUAUGACAUGGCAACUUUCCCAGUGCCCACCACAUUAACCAGCCGGGAUCAAGCUACUCUUGGUAGUGUUCCAGGUUACUCUGCUACUGACAACAAAUUGAGCCGAGUUGAAGCACAAUCUCCAAUUCCAACAACACAGCAACAAUCAAGUCAGUCAGCUCACCAGCAACCCUAUAUAAAUCUUCAUUACCCUUACUACUAUCCUUCCAUGUUGCCAGGAGCUGCAGGGUUUCAAUAUCACACAAUGUUUGCAAUGCCACCUGUAACAAACACUGCCCAUGGUGGAAAUACUGGUACUGCACAGUAUCAAAAGAAUUAUGGAUCUCAUGCAUACAAUACUGGUGGUAAAACAAGUGGUGUUGGUUCAGGAGCUGCAUCAACUGCUGACAUCCCAGGUUCUGGUUACGGAAAAUCUCAUGGACCAGCUUUUGAAAAACAAGGCUUUCAUACGGGGACUCCCCCCCCGUUCAGCCUGCCGCUAGCUACAGGAACCCAGGCAGGUCCAAUGGGUGCUCCCACCACUCCAUAUGGGACUCCAUUUGUACCCCUUGUGACCCAUCAGCCUCAUUCCCAGAUGCUGCACCACCCCCUGCAACAGGAUUCCAGUGGUGGCUCAAGCCGUGGUGCGCAGCAGGCUAGCACACAGCCAAAAUCUGGAGGUUCUAAAAAUUAUGCACCCACCUAUUGGAGUGCAUCCUAAGUUUACCUCACUUGUGUGAAUCCCACUUGCAGGGGUGUGACCUCUUCCAAAAGGUUGCUAUGGUGACCACCUUUUUCUCUCUUUCUCUCUUUCUGGGUUUGCUGCCAUUUGUCAGCUUGUUUGGUGGGCUCCCCUCCUCUUACCAAGACCUCUCUGCCUGUGUGAAAAUUCCUACCAUAGGGUUGGCUACACCUCUCAGCAAUAUGUUGAUGUAGCAAUACCACCUACCAUUAACUAGUUUCAUAGUCUUUUAGCAGCUCUGUGUACAGUUUUGGCUAUUCCUUUUGUUUAUGUAUGUAUGUAUAUAUGUGUGUGUGUGUGUGUGUAUAUAUAUAUAUAUUUGUGUGUGUAUGUGUAUUUAUAUAUA
Octopus sinensis (East Asian common octopus) is the source of this 4077-nucleotide messenger RNA. Its product is annotated as ubiquitin-associated protein 2-like. The coding region runs from base 153 to 3710 and encodes 1185 amino acids. The record is from RefSeq and is a predicted model, not a curated record. The transcript is spliced from 26 exons. Gene Ontology annotation, cellular component: nucleus; cytoplasm. Lineage: Eukaryota; Metazoa; Mollusca; Cephalopoda; Octopoda; Octopodidae. Gene Ontology annotation, molecular function: protein binding.